Molecule: messenger RNA, 4221 nt
Organism: Agelaius phoeniceus (red-winged blackbird)
Lineage: Eukaryota; Metazoa; Chordata; Aves; Passeriformes; Icteridae
Product: peroxidasin homolog
Biological process (GO): response to oxidative stress
Molecular function (GO): protein binding; heme binding; peroxidase activity
Source: RefSeq, a predicted model, not a curated record
AUGCUGAUCAAACCUUCAGUUCUUGGAGGAUUUUUGUAUUUUCUCCUCCUGCCUGGUUUCUCCUGCUCCUGCCCCAGCCGCUGCCUGUGCUUCAGGACUACAGUGAGAUGCAUGCAUCUGAUGUUGGAAACCAUCCCCGAGAUCCCGCCCCAGACAAACAUUCUAGACUUACGCUUCAACCACAUCAAGGAGAUACAACCUGGAGUCUUCAGAAGACUGAAGAACCUCAACACACUGCUGCUGAACAAUAACCAGAUAAAACAAAUCGUGAGAAGAUCCUUUGAAGAUCUGGAGAACCUGAAAUACCUCUACCUUUAUAAAAAUGAGAUCCAGAGCAUCCAGCAACAUGCCUUCCACGGGCUGCAUUCCCUGGAGCAGCUGUACCUGCAUUUCAACAACUUGGAAAGUCUGGAGCUGGAGACUUUUAGUGACCUGCCUAAACUUGAAAGGCUAUUCUUGCACAACAACAAGAUUUCCAAGAUUCAUCCAGGGACAUUCUCUCAACUGGAAUCCCUCAAACGGCUGAGGCUGGACUCCAACUCUCUGGUGUGUGACUGUGAGCUGCUGUGGCUGGCAGAGCUGCUGAAGCAGCACGCAGAGCAGGGCAGCAUCCAGAGCGCCGCCACCUGCGAGGCUCCGCGGGGCCUGCACGGCCGCUCCAUCGCCACCCUGACCGCGCAGGAGCUCAACUGUGAGAGGCCUCGAAUAACCUCAGAGCCCCAGGACGUGGAUGUGCUCCUGGGAAACACAGUUUAUUUCACCUGCAGGGCAGAAGGAAACCCAAAGCCUGCCAUCAUCUGGCUGCACAAUAAUAAUAAGAUUGACAUGAAAGAUGACAACCGCCUGAACCUGUUGCAAGAUGGUACCUUGAUGAUCCAGAACACCAAGGAGUCGGACAAAGGCGUCUACCAGUGCAUGGCCAAGAACAUUGCUGGGGAGGUCAAGACACAGGAGGUCGUGCUGCGCUAUUUUGGCACCCCGUCCAAGCCCACUUUUGUGAUCCAGCCACAGAACACUGAAGUGCUGGUUGGGGAAAGUGUCACCCUGGAGUGUGGGGUCUCUGGGCACCCCCAGCCCCGCAUCAGCUGGACCCUUGGCACGGGCUCUCCUCUGCCGCAGGAUUCCCGUUUCACCAUCACCAGCUCCGGAGGACUCUUCAUCCAGAACGUCACCUUCUCGGAGCAGGGGCAGUACAACUGCAAUGCCAGCAACUCUGAGGGAUCCAUCCAGGCCACAGCAAGGAUCAUAGUGCAAGAUUCUCCCAGGUUUCUCGUCAUUCCCACGGAUCAGACAGUAACUGAGGGACAAAGCGUGGAUUUCCCCUGCUCUGCUGAGGGUCACCCUCCCCCAGUGAUUACCUGGACAAGGGCAGGCGGGCCCUUGCCGAGCGACCGGCGGCACAGCGUGCUGGCCACGGGCACGCUGCGCGUGGGGCGGGUGGCCCUGCACGACCACGGGCAGUACGAGUGCCAUGCCAUCAGCGCCAUCGGCGGCACGAGCGUCCCCGUGCAGCUCUCCGUGACCCCGCGAGUGAUCCCAGUGUUCCUCCAUCCCCCCCAAGACCUGGUGGCAGAGACAGGCCAGGACGUUUCCAUUUCCUGCACUGCCCAGGGAGACCCAAGGCCCACCAUCACCUGGGUCAAGGAGGGCAUCCAGAUCACAGAGAGUGGCAAGUUCCACAUCAGCCAGGAUGGGACCCUCUCCAUUCAGGACCUGGGCGUGGCUGACCAGGGCAGAUACGAGUGCAUAGCAAGGAACCCCUUUGGCUUCACCUCGAGUGCCAUGCAGCUCACCAUCACCGCCACGGACGUGGGGAGGAGCGGGGACACGUUUGUGGCCACGUCGCUGCGCGAGGCCAUCAGCAGCGUGGACCACGCCAUCAACUCCACACGAACCGAGCUCUUCAGCAAGCGCCCCAAGACUCCCAAUGACCUCCUGGCUCUGUUCCGCUACCCGAGGGACCCCUACACCAUCGAGACAGCCAGGGCAGGGGAGAUCUUUGAAAGGACCCUGCAGCUGAUUCAGGAGCACGUGCAGCAAGGGCUGAUUGUGGACAUGAAUGUCACAGGCUAUCGCUACAAUGACCUGGUGUCCCCUCACUACCUGACCAUGAUCGCCAACCUGUCGGGCUGCUCCGCGCACCGCCGCACGCCCAACUGCUCCGACAUCUGCUUCCACAAGAAGUACAGGACCCACGACGGCUCCUGUAACAACCUCCAGCACCCCAUGUGGGGUGCGUCCCUCACAGCCUUCCAGAGGCUCCUCAAACCUGCCUACCAGAAUGGAUUUAACCUGCCCCGAGGGUUUUCCUUGGCAGAAGAUGCCAGGGAUCUGCCCCUUCCUCUACCUCGCCUUGUCUCCACUGCCAUGAUCGGGACCGAGACCAUCACCCCCGAUGACCAGUUCACGCACAUGCUCAUGCAGUGGGGCCAGUUCCUGGACCAUGACAUGGACCAGACGGUGGCAGCCAUCAGCAUGUCCCGUUUCUCAGACGGAGCCCCUUGCAGCGAGGUGUGCACCAACGACCCUCCCUGUUUCUCCAUCGCUGUCCCUGCCAACGACCCCCGCGUGCGGAACGGGCGCUGCAUGUUCUUUGUGCGCUCAAGCCCCGUGUGUGGCAGCGGCAUGACCUCCCUGCUGAUGAACUCUGUCUAUGCCAGGGAGCAAAUCAACCACCUGACAUCCUACAUUGACGCCUCCAACGUUUACGGCAGCACGGAGCAGGAAUCGCGGGAGCUGCGGGAUCUGAGCAGCCAGAAAGGGCUCCUGAAGAGAGGGCAAGUUGUGCCCAGCUCGGGGAAGCACCUCCUUCCCUUUGCUGUGGGGCCACCCACGGAGUGCAUGAGGGAUGAGAAUGAGAGCCCCGUGCCGUGCUUCCUGGCAGGAGACCACCGUGCCAACGAGCAGCUGGGGCUCACGGCCAUGCACACGCUGUGGUUCAGGGAGCACAACCGCGUUGCCGCCGAGCUGGCCGCCCUCAACCCGCACUGGGAUGGGGACCUCCUGUACCACGAGGCGAGGAAGAUUGUAGGUGCCCAGAUGCAGCACAUCACCUAUGCCCAGUGGCUGCCCAAGGUCCUCGGGGAGGCUGGGAUGAAGAUGCUGGGUGAGUACAAAGGCUACAACCCCAACGUCAACGCGGGGAUUCUCAACGCCUUUGCCACGGCCGCAUUCCGCUUUGGGCACACCUUGAUCAACCCCAUCCUGUACCGUCUGAACGAGACCUUCCAGCCCAUCCCACAAGGCCACAUCCCCCUGCACAAGGCCUUCUUCUCCCCUUUCAGGAUCAUGCAGGAAGGGGGGAUCGACCCCCUCCUCCGGGGGCUGUUUGGGGUUCCUGGGAAAAUGCGGGUGCCCUCUGAACUCCUCAACAUGGAGCUGACAGAGAAACUCUUCUCCAUGGCACACUCUGUGUCACUGGACUUGGCUGCUAUCAACAUUCAGAGAGGGCGAGACCAUGGCAUCCCACCCUACAACGACUUCAGGGUCUUCUGCAACCUCUCCUCAGCGCAGGAGUUUGAGGACCUCCGAAAUGAGAUAAAGAACUUGGAGAUCAGAGAAAAGCUCAGGAGUUUAUAUGGAACUACCAAAAAUAUUGACCUGUUUCCAGCACUUAUGGUGGAGGAUCUUGUCCCUGGGACCAGAGUGGGACCAACGCUGAUGUGCCUGUUAACGACUCAGUUCAGAAGGCUGAGGGAUGGAGACAGAUUUUGGUAUGAGAACCCCGGAGUGUUCACACCAGCGCAGCUGACUCAGAUCAGACAGGCGUCCCUGGCUCGUGUCAUCUGUGACAACAGUGACCACAUCCAGCAGCUGCAGAGGGACGUGUUCCAGGUGGCAUCUUACCUGCAGGGCAUGGUCAGCUGUGAGGAGAUCCCUGCCGUGGACCUCCGCCUGUGGCAGGACUGUUGUGAGGACUGCGGGACACGAGGGCAAUUCAGGGCUCUUUCGCAGCGGUUCCGAAGCAAGAGGUCUCCUGGCUUCAGCUACCCAGAGGAAAACCCUGCAAAGCACAAGCCUGCCUUGCCCAGAGACGAGGCAGCUUCUCCAAGCUCUUCCUCCAGAGAGAAUCUUGAGUCCCUUGUGGCUGGACUGGAGAAGACAGUCACUUCCCUACGGAAACAGGUGAAUGCACUAGAGAGUCAGCUGAGGUGGCACCACAGGAGCACCAGCUCACGUGGACAGGGCAAGAAGAUUGGGGACAAAUGGAGAAGAAGAUGA